GGUGUGUCCACGGUGCCCGGUGUUGGAGUUGGAUACGGAGCGAGUACCACCACGUCAACCACGUGGACAUUUUGAAAAGGACCGAACCGUUGCAGCCCGCAGGCUAGGGCGGCCAUUAUUAUAAAGAAAGGGAAUCCUUUCCCCCGGUUUUGGAGUUAAGUUGGUUCGUUCAAUUCAGCUUCCGUUCGGUGCUCUAUAGUGCCCGUUGGGUUCUCCUUGGGUUUCCUGCUUUGCACCUAAUUUAUUAAGCUUUCAUUAGUCAGCGUGGCGUGUGUUGCUUUUGCAAUUACAGACACCCGGGCAUAAAGUAAGCCAACAGAGUGUCACUAUUUGAAGUACCAUUCCUGUGGCUCGAGCACCAUCCAGCAUCCGGAAAGCCAAUAAACAUUCGGACAGCCCAAUUGGCCGAUACACAUCAUUAGCAUUAAUCGGCUGAACACAGGACACAGGUUGCCCGGGUUCCGGUAAAGAUGAACGCAUCGAUUGUGGUGUUAACGCUGACCUGCCUCUUCAAAGUGGCCCUCUCCACUAGCCUGCUGCCGGACGGAACCGGUGGACAGGGAGCCUCGGACCUAACCAACGAUGGACAGGCCAGUGAUGACGAGCGGAUAAAUUACAUUACGCUCAAUGGCAAUGGCUACGCUGAUAACGAGCUGGCGUCGUCGUCAUCGUCCACGACCACACCGGAGGAUGGCGAUGCGGAUGGACUAACGGAGGGAUUGCUUCGAUGGACGGCCAGUUCGGAGGCGCAGGAACUGGUGCCACGCUUGCUACGCAUGAAUCCGGAUUUGUUGGACAGUUUGAGAGCGGCCAUUGCCCUUGAUGCCAACAUGAUUAACAGACAGAACAUGGACCUUUCGAGCGAUCUGCUUGGGAGUCACCAAGGAGUCUAUGAUCGUCUGUACGGAUAUGCACCACUGCGAAGCGUCUAUCCCAAACGAGCACCAACUGGUUUUACUGGUAUGCGAGGACGAAGAGUUCCAUCCGGAUUCAACGGUGUCCGCGGCAAGAAGUCACUCUCGGUGUACAGUUGGAAGAACAGCGCGAUCCAGGGUGGGAACCAGAAGUCCUUCAAGGAUGGCAAACGAGCACCGUCAGGAUUCUUGGGAAUGCGCGGUAAGAAGAACUUCGAUAUGGGUCCGGAUCAACGAUGGAGGAUGGACGAUCUGAUCGACAACGAGCAGCUCAAAGAGUAUCCGAACUAUCUGAUACUGGAUCCAACAAUGGGACCAUCGCUGCACAUUAACUCGGCUCCACCGAAGCGAGUCCCAAAUGGUUUCAUGGGACUCCGCGGAAAGAAGGACUGUUGCUAAAUGUCCACGGAACACAGACUCCAACGUACACUGGCUGGCAAGCGCUGAUGGAACCGAGUACACUCUUCCUUAAAGUACCCUCGAAUGGAACGCAAAUACUGGCAAAAACCAUGAGUGUAAGCGUUUAUCAAUAAUAACCUCCUAAUUAUCGUCUACUGGUCGGGCAUCUGCUGUUAAACAUAUCAUCGUGGUCAUCAUUAUCAGUGCUAGGGUAGUGUGUAAGCGUUAUUGCAGCUCUGCAGCGGCGGUCCGGUCGAUAUAGUAACGCCGAUCGCUGGCCCAACGCUGGCUCGCAAGGCGAACAAACUACAAAACACAAAGUAUAUAUUUAAAAGUAUAUAUUUAAGGCUUCUGGAAGAAUUAUAGCACUGUUCAAACCAAACAUCGAUGGGACAAACAAACCGCGGGGGGCUUUCACUUGCACAUGCAUCCGAAUGCGGGGGAAUCUAUUGAAUGGCGCGGUUGAUUCGCGGCUUCAUUUGGGCAAAUCGCCUUUUUCCUAGGCGUUCCGCGCUGGCAGACUCCUUCCCCAAAGAAUCGACCAUCUCAGUAUUGGCUUCUUACAAUGGUGUGUACAAAUGGUGCGGGUUCUUGAUAUCAAAUGGACAAUCUUUUCUUUUUUAUGUGGUAAGAUUAAUUGGAACCAACUACAUAUUAACAGCUGAACGCAAUACCUCAUACACAGUAAUGUGCUAGUAAUUAUUUCCUAAAUUUCGAAUUGAAAAUGAAAAUUAAUCUGCCAAUUAGCAUAAUAGUUAUGAGUUGCUUAUCAAAGAAUUAUCGUCUACAGUCUUGCCACAGAUCGUUAUUAUCGCAAUCGGCUUGCAAACGAAGCAAAGAUUUAAAAAUCUGACUCAAUAAUCGACUAUUUUGUUUAAUAAUGUUGUAAGUCAUCAAUGGCACUUCAAAGAAACAAAUAGAUGUAUUAAGCAUAGAGCAAGGGAUGUAUUAGUAAGCCAACGGCAUUAAAAAGAAGGCGCCUGGUGGUCAGGAAAUGGGUGCGCCUUCUUGUCGUAAUUCCAUCGAGUCUGGGUCAACUGCUGAGAAAUGAAUGAGCGUGAAACUGUUCCCGAAGAUUGUCUGUCCAAUGGCCACCAGAACUCUAUUCCACCAGAAACUUUAUUCCAACUCCCGAAUCAUCAUUCUUGUAUAUUUAAAUCGUUGGUGAUUGUUUUUGAAGAAAUGCCAAAACAUUAAUUCAUCAUUUAAAUUCGCCCAAUUACAGCUGUCCAUAUCAUUUCCUCCCCAGUGCCACCAGGUGCCUUCAAUUUGAUAAGCACAUUGUCUAUUAUCAUUAUCCCGAUCCUUUGUUGAGAUGUUCUCAUUCCUGAUAAGCCUCAUUCCAUCGACAGCAGUUCCACUAUAUGAUCCAAGACGAGUCAGGACGUACCCUAGUCUCUCACUCUCUAUUUCGAAUGCAUCAUAUCGUGCGUAUGUGUAGGUUCCGUUAAAGUCCUUCAAUUCUACAAUCAACUCAUGCCCACGCCGUUUUGUUAUCUGAUGGACUUUUUCCAAACCCAACCAAAACUCUUUACGAAAAUCACCAAAUCCGUCGCGAAACUCUCUCCAGUCUCGGUGAAAGUCUAAUGAACCAUCGUAACGGUAUUGCAUCACGAUCCAUCCCCCACCGAAUGCGUUCUGGUUGCAAUACACUCUUAACGGAACUUUAAUACCAGCAUUAUUUAAACCGAUCAAAUAUGUUCCCGACACGUCCGUUGGGAUAUCCUUGCAAGAGGAAAAGGGUUGUUGAGUAUCCUGUUUUUGCAGCACGCGUCCGACGUCUUGAUCGAGUUUAUGCAACACUGCAUCGACCUUCUCCUGGUUUCGAUUUUGGAGCUCGCUUAUGUUUAGCGCGACAUGAAUUUCGAGUUUCUGAAGUUCCGCAAAGAUUUCAGUUUGGCUUUGAUGUUGGCUGGAUCGCAGUUCAUUCAGAGCGGCAGCUAUCUGUCUUUGCUCCGAUCUAUGUUCCUUCACCUCGUUCUCUAUUUUUUUCAGCUUGCCAUCCCUCAUCUGCAGCUUGUCUUCUAUGUUCUCCAGUUUAACUUCCACGUUGUGUAGCUUCUUCACGAUGAAAUCGAACUUAGUCAGGACCAUUUCUAGUCCGAAUCCCAGUGUCCCAUAUCCUGGAUGAACGAGAACUUUCAUACCUUCACGAUCACGAUCACUUGC
Molecule: messenger RNA, 3482 nt
Organism: Anopheles darlingi
Lineage: Eukaryota; Metazoa; Arthropoda; Insecta; Diptera; Culicidae
Exons: 9
Coding region: 471-1313 (280 amino acids)
Source: RefSeq, a predicted model, not a curated record